CGGCCGCCUUGCGCCGGCGCAGCCGCCCUAGGGUGUCCUCUGCUGCGGGCGAACUAGGCCGUGGUAACCGGUCAGAGGCCAGGCUCGCUCGUCCGAGAGAAGAGCCCCACCGCACGCCGCCGCCAUGCCGGAUAGCUGGGAUAAGGACGUGUACCCCGAGCCCCCGCGCCGCACACCGGCGCCCUCGCCGCAGACCUCGCUGCCCAACCCCAUAACCUAUGUGACGAAGGCCUUCGACCUCCUCGUGGACCGGCCUGUGACCCUAGUGAGAGAGUUUAUUGAGCGGCAGCACGCGAAGAACAGGUAUUACUACUACCACCGGGAGUUCCGCCGUGUGCCAGAUAUCACCGAGUGCCAGGAAAAGGAUGUCUUGUGCAUGUUUGAAGCAGAAAUGCAAUGGAGGAGAGACUAUAAAGUUGAUCAAGAAAUCGUCAAUAUUAUCCAGGAAAGGCUGAAGGCGUGUCAGCAGAGGGAAGGCGAGAGCUACAGGGAGAACUGCGCCAAGGAGAUUGAGCAGUUUGCCCAGGUGGCCAAGGCCUACCAGGACCGCUAUCAUGACCUGGGUGCCCAUUAUUCGGCCAGAAAGUGCCUGGCGAAGCAGAAGCAGCGGAUGCUGGCAGAGAGAAAAGCUGCUAAAGAGGCCGCCGCUGCGUGAGGCAGCUUUCGGCCCCCAUACGGAACUAUUGCUAAAAUAAAGAGUAAUGUCAAAUUGG
Molecule: messenger RNA, 713 nt
Organism: Neofelis nebulosa (Clouded leopard)
Lineage: Eukaryota; Metazoa; Chordata; Mammalia; Carnivora; Felidae
Gene: NDUFB10
Product: NADH:ubiquinone oxidoreductase subunit B10
Exons: 4
Coding region: 125-655 (176 amino acids)
Source: RefSeq, a predicted model, not a curated record